ACUUGUGUUACUGCAUGAUUUGAAGCGGUAGGUUAUGAAUUGAACUUACGAAAUGAAAAUCGGAUACAUAAGAUUGCUGACAGUAAUCUCCACGUUUGGCGACUGCCAUUGUCGAAGAACAGGAUGAAAAAUACCACUAUGAAGAGUAUGAUUCGCUACAACCUCUGUCAUUUUCGGAAUUGUUAUAAACCGUUAUGUACUUGUUCGUAUCCGUUUCGCUGUUACAUAAAAAAGUAAUGUGAAAGUAAUGUAAGAUUUUCGAAGUUCUUCUUCGGAAUUAACUUUAAAACAUCAUUGUGUAUUUUGUUAAUUUUACUUUGCUCUUAUUCAUAAUGAAUUAAAAUCAAAAGAAUUUAUUACGUCAUUUAUAAGAUAACAUCAUUUUGUUACCUGUAUGUAUUUCGAUUAUUUCUUUUCUAUGGUGGUGCCUAAAUGAAGUUCACGCGAUGCAUGUUUGAACUCAACAACUAUAUUAUGUAUGUACAUGUUUCGUAAAGUUCGUACAGUUUGAAUAACGUAUCAUUAGAAAUCAUGAUUCUGCAAAAAAGAAAAGAGCCACAUGCUUUAAUAAAAACUAUGAAGAUAACUGAUUGCUAAAAAAUUUCCUCAAUUUACCUGCUUAGAUAUUUCAUAAAAAUAAGUUGAAUUAAUUUAUCAUUGUACUGAUUGUUAAUUGUAUACGUUUAACUAAAUAAAAAUAUUUUUUCAAAUUAUCUCAGAAAUCAUCUAUUUUUCGUUCCUACAGUAACUCUGGAACACCUAAUAUAGUUUAGUCUGAACAUGCCGCAAAUAAGGAAAGAUACAUACAAUGUUUACAUACGAUAUUUAUUUCAUUGACGAAGUAUUUAUAAUUCAUUUCUUUCACGCAAUUAUGCUAAAUAUAAAUAACAAGUUCAUAAAAAGACGUGCAUAGAGUGAACAAAUAGUGGUUAUAUCAAAUCGUUUAUAUGUUACGAUUUAUAUAUUAUAUCAUAUAGUGUGUAUUAAAUCUUGUUGCCAUUGUACAGAUUUCGAAAAUUUGUGAAGAAUGACGAGACAGUCAAGUGACUGGCGACAAGAAAACGAAAUGUUAUCGCUUUCAACCAUUUACUAUUCUAAUGAAUUUUCUUAUAUCAAAGAUAGUAUGAUACAAUGUUAUUACAAUAUAUUUCCUAAAGUUGAGAAUGGUUCAUUAAAAUUGAAGACAAUUAGUACAUGCAACAAAAUCAAAACUUUUAAAUAUUUCAUCAAAUACUUACCCCCUAUUAAAGUUUACAUUCAACUUCCUCGUGAUUAUCCUGCCAACAAUCCACCAAAGUUUUAUGUUAUUUCAUCAUGGCUUUCUUCUUGGCAACUAUCUUGUAUUUGUCAAAAAUUAGAUGACAUAUGGUCAGAUAAUAAAGGGCAGGAGAUAUUAUUUUUAUGGUUUGAAUUUUUAAGGAACGAGCUUCUUAAUUUUCUUCAUAUCAAAGAUACAUUGGAUAUUUCACUAUUGUAUUUGAUGUAUCAUAAUAUAUCAAGAUAUUUUAAUUUAAAUUGGUCAUAUCAAUAUGAUGUAAGAGCAGUGUGUAAUAUAUUAUUUCUCGAACCACUACAGUUUUUAAUAAACUAUGACAAACAACAACGCGAAACUAUAUUUAAACAAAAUUUUUUUUCUUGCGACAUAUGCUUUGAUACAUAUUCUGGAAAAAAAUGUGCGGAACUUGAAAAUUGUGGCCAUAUUUUUUGCAGAAAAUGUAUAGAAGAAUACAUUACUGUAAAAAUGAAUGAUUUCAUUGAACACAUUAUAAUAUGCCCUAACUUUGGUUGUAGUAAAUUUAUUUCUAUUAAUGACAUAAAAAAUUUGUGUUCGAAUUUAUUUUCAAAAUAUGAUAAGAGAUUAUUAGUCAAUAUGCAUUUAUAAAAGAUAUAGAUAAUGAAUCAGCUAUCUGUUACAAUUGUGGCUACUGUUUUUGUACCUACUGUUACCAGUGUUAUCAUGGUGAAAUGUUAUGUCCUAUAGGAUUAAAUAAUAAAGAGAAACUUAUUCAAGAAUAUGAAAGUGGUGAUAAAUAUAAAAAACAGUUACUAGUAAAGACAUAUGGUAGAAAGCAAAUAGAGAAACUUGUUGAACAACACCUAACAAAUGAAUAUUUAAAGAGAUGUGCUAAGCCAUGUCCAAAAUGUCGAACUAUGAUUGAGAAAAUAGAUGGAUGCAAUAAAAUGGAAUGCACUCAUUGCAAUACUAAGUUCUGCUGGCUCUGUGGAAUACAAAUUACUUCACGAAAUCCUUACGAACAUUAUUUGUUAGGGAACAGUACAUGUCACAAGCGCUUAUUUGAAUAAAAACCUUUUUCUCCACUAUACAAAUAAUUAUAACAUUAUGAUGUUAGCUACAUGUAUCUAAAAAGUAUUAGAUUGUAUAUAUUUUUUUAUUUUUGUACAAUUUCUUUUUAUGUAACAUUAUAUAUUUUUGUUUACAAUACGUGUGUAUAAAAUAAAAUAUCUUGUAUCUUAACAAGAGGUAGAUCUCUACUUAUUA
This is a messenger RNA of Megalopta genalis, 2500 nucleotides long. RefSeq names its product E3 ubiquitin-protein ligase RNF14. Gene Ontology annotation, molecular function: zinc ion binding; ubiquitin-protein transferase activity; protein binding. Gene Ontology annotation, biological process: protein ubiquitination. The record is from RefSeq and is a predicted model, not a curated record. Lineage: Eukaryota; Metazoa; Arthropoda; Insecta; Hymenoptera; Halictidae.